GAGAGCCGGAGCUGGAGCAGGAGGGAGUUUUAAAAGAAACAGACAAGAACCACAUGCCACGAGGACUCGGUGGACUCACCCAUCGGUGCCCUCCGAUGGCUUGGACAGCUUAUGUCAAUCUUCAAGUGGUUAUACCUUGAGACGGACCCGUGCAAGAGCUCCCUGGAGAAUCGGGUGAGAUUUUGCAUGGAAGCUGGCGAUGCUUCAGGCGUUGGUCCUUCUGAAGAUGAGGAUCGAAGCCUUUUCGUUAUGGAUGUUCGUGAACAUGAUGUUCCUGGGUAUGUGGUGCUACGUCUACAUCCUCUGGGUCCAAUAUUGGCGAUACAUCGAGACGCACCCGGUUGAGUGGGGAGCAUCGUCGGGUGCGAAUGCGAAUAAUUCGGGCCAGCAACAUCCGAUCAACCCCUUCGGAUUCCCGGAAGAGAUGGUCGAUUUCAUAGUGCAUCGCCACCACAACAUCAAUGCCUCAUCGGACUCGGAAGACCAUCUCAAGCUGACGCUAUUCAAAUCCCAGCUCUUGAUUCAAAUGAGGAAUGCCCUAAUCACGGAAGCCAAGGACCACCGUAAUCCAUACGGUGUCACAUAUCACGAAUACGGGAAAUCCGUGAAGAAAAUUCGGACCAUGAGGCGACUCAUGUGCGAUUUGGGUCGCGUGGGACUGAGGACGUUGUUACCCAAGGACGAACCUUUUCACUCCAUGGGAAUGGGAAACUUACUCCAGCCUUCCAAUAUCUUAGAUGGCGUCUUUUUCAAUACCUGUGCCGUUGUCACAAAUGCUGGAUCUCUCAAGGAUUCCCGAAUGGGAGAACACAUCGAUUCCCAUGAUGCAGUGGUGAGGUUCAACCACGCUCCCACGUCGGGGUACGUGAAAGACGUUGGAAAGAAGACAACGAUCCGAAUCGUGAAUUCCCAAAUCUUGACGAAGCCCCGUUUCGAAUUCAUGACUUCUCCUCUCUAUCGAAAUGUCACACUCCUCACCUGGGAUCCCUCCAAAUACAAAGCCUCUCUCACCGAGUGGUACGGGACCCCGGAGCACGAUCUGUUCACGGAAUUCUUUCACAUGCGGGUCGUGAAUCCGGACUUGGAGUUCUUUCUCUUGCAUCCUGAGGUUAUGUGGGAACUUUGGGAAUUCCUCCAACGCAAUACUCCGUCCAAGAUUCUCCGAAAUCCCCCUUCAUCCGGUUUCCUUGGGGUGGCAUUGAUGCUGCAUCACUGCAAGUGGGUGGACGUGUACGAAUACGUGCCAUCGAUGAGGCUGACGCCUAGGUGUUACUAUUUCGACAAGAUGGAAGACGUGAGUUGCACCCUUGGUGGGUGGCACCCAUUGGCUACGGAGAAACUUUUAGCCCUGGCCAUGAGCACCGCCUCCGAUCACGACGUCUUUCGACGGGGAUUCCUUCGUCUCAAAGGCUUCUCACAAGUCAACUGCCCUUGAUCAUCUCCCCUCACGGAUCACGAACUUUGCCAUCAUUGUUCUAUGGUACACAAUGAAAAUCCCGGAGAUGCUCAAUCGACCAAGACGUGCUGCUAUUUCAUUUCCAGUGAUAUUGCCAUUGACGGUGGCUUAUUUUUUGGGUGCUCACGCACCCCAUGAAAGUCAAUACGCCGAAUGGACACGAACCAUGCAUCUACAAUAAAUGUUCGAAGUGAC
Molecule: messenger RNA, 1651 nt
Organism: Darwinula stevensoni
Lineage: Eukaryota; Metazoa; Arthropoda; Ostracoda; Podocopida; Darwinulidae
Source: the annotation of a GenBank genome assembly